CUCUGCGAGCAGCCGAGGCAGUUAUCCUCCUUUCUCCUCUUUCGGCCGUUUUCUUCAGUUUCACUAGAUGGCGUCGAUUUCCGCCGUCUGCUCUCUCCUUCCAUUGCCGACGCUCGCCGGAGCUUCUUCCUCCUCCAGAUGGCGGAGGACGGUGGCUGCUCGAUUGGCUGAUCAAUCAGAUGAAUUCUCUCUUCAUUAUUGUGGUGGGAGUUGCGAACCUGUUUUUUGCGCUGGAGAUUUCGAUCGAAGAAAACUCUUGGUUUCUUCUGUCAGUAUGUUGGUGGGUGCCUUGGUAAAUGCUGCUCAAGGAGGAUCAGCUGCAGCUGCUGAAUUCGCUGACAUGCCAGCUCUUAGAGGGAAAGAUUACGGCAAAACAAAAAUGAAGUAUCCGGAUUAUACGGAGACGAUAUCAGGUCUUCAGUAUAAGGAUUUGCGAGUAGGAGCAGGGCCUAAACCAAAGAAAGGAGAGACAGUUGUGGUGGAUUGGGAUGGUUACACAAUAGGUUACUAUGGCCGCAUAUUUGAAGCUCGCAACAAAACAAAAGGGGGUUCUUUUGUGGGUGAUGAGAAAGAAUUUUUCAAAUUUACCUUAGGAUCUCAUGAGGUAAUACCCGCAUUUGAGGAAGCUGUCUCCGGGAUGGCACUAGGCGGUAUCAGAAGGAUCAUUGUACCUCCAGAACUAGGAUACCCGGAAAACGACUUCAACAACAGCGGUCCAAAGCCGACAACUUUCUCGGGUCAAAGAGCACUAGAUUUUGUGCUGAAGAACCAGGGGCUCAUCGACAAGACUCUUCUCUUUGAUGUGGAACUCCUCAAAGUCAUACCAAACUGAACUGAUCAACCAGAAUGAUGCCAAAAUCACAUGGACAUGUAAAUAUUUUAAUCUUUAAGCUUAUUAAGAUAUUCUCAAAGCCUCCUUUAUGCAUUGGUAAAAAACGUCCAUAAGAUAAGAUCACAUGAUCGAUUUUUGAGCUCCU
Molecule: messenger RNA, 977 nt
Organism: Tarenaya hassleriana
Lineage: Eukaryota; Viridiplantae; Streptophyta; Magnoliopsida; Brassicales; Cleomaceae
Product: peptidyl-prolyl cis-trans isomerase FKBP19, chloroplastic-like
Exons: 10
Coding region: 68-832 (254 amino acids)
Cellular component (GO): chloroplast; thylakoid
Molecular function (GO): peptidyl-prolyl cis-trans isomerase activity
Source: RefSeq, a predicted model, not a curated record